Sphaeramia orbicularis (orbiculate cardinalfish) is the source of this 3671-nucleotide messenger RNA. RefSeq names its product adaptor protein, phosphotyrosine interaction, PH domain and leucine zipper containing 1 (gene appl1). Lineage: Eukaryota; Metazoa; Chordata; Actinopteri; Kurtiformes; Apogonidae. The transcript has 22 exons. Gene Ontology annotation, molecular function: protein binding. Gene Ontology annotation, biological process: signaling. Bases 112 to 2238 code for a protein of 708 amino acids. Gene Ontology annotation, cellular component: cytoplasm; endosome membrane. The record is from RefSeq and is a predicted model, not a curated record.
AGCUGGGCGGGGUUGUUUGGGGGUGUUGUGAAUUCGUGGGAGUUGUCGGACCGAUUUGUUGUGCGUUUUGCCUGUCGAUUUGCACCAAUUUUAGACACGCCAGCUGCUGCCAUGCCCGGAAUAGAGAAGCUACCGAUAGAGGAGACGCUGGAGGACAGUCCGCAGACACGCUCUCUGCUGGGAGUGUUUGAGGAAGACACUGCAGCCAUGUCUAACUACUGUACACAACUCUAUCAGGCCAUGCAGAGGAUCUACGAUGCACAGAAUGAUCUGAGUGCUGCUACACACCUGACCUCCAGACUGCUUAAAGAAUAUGACAAACAGCGAUUUCCUCUCGGGAGUGAUGACGAGGUGAUGAGCUCCACCCUGCAGCAGUUUGCAAAAGUAAUAGAUGAGCUGAGUUCUUGCCAUGCUGUCUUGUCCACUCAGCUUGCAGAUGCCAUGAUGUUUCCCAUCACUCAGUUUAAAGAGAGGGACCUAAAGGAGAUCCUCACCCUAAAGGAAGUCUUCCAGAUUGCCAGUGAUGAUCAUGACAUGGCAAUUAACAGAUACAGCCGCCUGUCCAAACGGAGGGACAACGACAAGGCACGGGCAGAGGCAGUGGAAGAUGUCUACACUUCUCGUAAGAAACAGCAUCAAACCAUGAUGCACUACUUCUGUUCUCUGAACACUCUGCAGUACAAGAAGAAAACAGCACUGCUGGAGCCUCUACUGGGCUACAUGCAGGCUCAGAUCAGCUUUUUUAAACUGGGUUCAGAAAAUUUGACCCAGCAGUGGGAGGACUUCCUGGGGACCAUUGGAACCAGCGUCCAGAAUGUGCGACGAGAGAUGGAGGAGGAGGUGGGACAUAUGCAGCAGACCAUCCAGCAGAUGGAAAGUUCCUGUGACCCACUAUAUGCACCCUGUGACCCUGACCCUGGCCACUCACCUGUCUGUCGCAACCUGACCAGAAAACAGGGCUACCUGUACAUCCGCAAUAAGACGGGGCUGGUGUCUUCAUCCUGGGAGCGGCAGUACUUCUUCACACAAGGCGGUAACCUAAUGCAGCAAGGUCGUGGAGAGGUUGCCGGCGGACUGGUCACUGACCUCGACAACUGCUCUGUGAUGGCAGUCGACUCUGACGACCGACGCUUCUGCUUCCAAGUCACAUCCUUUGACGGCAAGAAAGUAGUGACACUGCAGGCGGAGACCAGGAAGGACUGUGAGGAGUGGAUCUCCACCAUCAACAAUAUUUCCAAGAGGAUCUAUCUGAGUGAGAAUGCUGAGGAGUUGGCAGCCAGAGUGAACCAAUCAGCUCUGGAGGCUGUGACGCCUUCGCCAUCCUUUCAGCAGAGACAUGAGAGUAUGAGACCCAGCAGUAAAGGACGUUCAGGCCGAGCAAGCAGCAUCAGCUCUGUGGGCUCUGAGCCGUCGCCCGCCCUCUCUGUGCUCUCAUUGGAUGCGCUAGUCGCUCCAGAAACACCCAUUCAGUUUGACAUAAUUUCCCCUGUUAGUGAGGAGAACUUAGGCCAGAGCAAGACAGCAGCGCAGUCAGGCAGAAGGAGUAAUCCAUUUGGAGAGUCAGGAGACAGUACAUCAGAUGACAGUGAAGACUCCAUCCUCCAUCAACUCUUCAUCGUCCGUUUCCUCGGCUCCAUGGAGGUGAAGACUGCUGAUUCAGUAGAUGUCAUCUCCGAGACGAUGCGUCAGAUUCUGGCGGCCAGAGCCAUCCACAACAUCUUCAGGAUGACUGAGUCUCACCUACUGGUCACCUGUGACUGCCUCAAGCUCAUUGAUCCUCAGACGCAAGUGACUCGACUCAGGUUCCCUCUGUCCAGUGUCCUCCACAGCUCUUCUCAUCAGGACAAUAAGAGGCUGUUCGGUUUUGUUCUACAGCCAGCAGGCGGGCGGGGGGACAGUCGAGCUGUCUGCUACAUUUUUGAAUCCAACAAUGACGGAGAGAAGAUCUGUGAUAGCAUCGGCCUGGCCCAGCAGAUCGCCUUCCACUCAGAGAUGGAUCGUAAGGCGGUGGAGAAGAGGAAGGAGCAGGACAAGGCCAAAGAGAAGCAACAGGAGGAGCUCAGCAAGCAGAGACAGAUCGAAAAGGAUUUGGAGGAGCAGAGCCGCCUCAUUGCCGCCUCCAGUCGCCCUGCUAACCCCCCUGUGGCUGAUGGACACUUCCUGGUGCUUAGCAACAGCCAAUCAGAGGACAGUGACGCGGGUGAGGAGGGAAAAAAGAAGGGUGAAUCUGAAGCAUAACACAGCAGUGAAAGUGUGAACCGUUAAAGACCAGCUCAGGAACCACAGCAGAGGAUACCACCUGCCCUACUGGGCUGCACCAGGCUGAAAACCUUGUGCUCCCUCUCUGCUGGACUCCACAUCACUCUGUAAAAGAGAAUAAAUUAAACACACCCUCACUAAGAGGAAGACAACCACGGAAACAUGUCAUCACAGACUUGUUUUAUGCCUUCAAAAAGAGAAAAAACACAUUUUUUAUAUGGGCUCCAUGCAGAAAUAACUUGUAAGUUUCAGUUUUUUUACAUUUGUGUUAUUAAAAUGCAAAAUGCCAAAAAACAGCAUGAAAAUUGAAGAAAACCAAUCUGAAGGAGAAAAUUCCAAGGGCCAUUCAGAUGUUAUUGGAUCAUCCACUAAGCCCCACCCCCAGUGCCUUGAUCAGGGCACUCCCAUUCACUGUCAUUGGUGUAACAAGGCAGUCAUAGUUAAGACAGCACUGAAGUGUCCAUCAAUGACUUUAAAUUAUUUACAUUCAGGGAAAAAUUCACUUAUCUGACUCCUCAUUUAAUCAUUUGGUUCAAAGUCUACAUAAUGUAGCUUGUUUUCUUUUGUUAAUAAAUUCUUUAUUUCUUGUCUUGAUAACAAAGCUCAUCUCUGAAUGCAUAUAUCUCAAGAUAGAGAUUUAAAUCCUUUAUCACGAGAAAACAAGCUUUGUUAUGUCGAGAUAAAGAGUUAAUCUGUUAUGUUCUAACAAAAGGAUCGUAAGGCUGGCUGUUCUUGGCUUCCAUAGACAACAGCUAUUAAUAAAUUACUAUUUAAGAAAAAAAAAAAAGCAGAAAAUCUUCAUAUUUGUAAAGCUGGAACCAGAAAUGGAAAUUUUAUUUUUGCUUGGGAAAGAAAUGGAUGAUCAUAAUAUAAUUGCUUAUUUGCCACUUCAGUUGUACAGACAGAAAAGUUGAUGUGACUUAGGGCCGCUUUUUAAAUAAUGAUAAUGCUGUUUUAAGAGAGCUUUAAUACUUUCUUGUCAUGUCAAAUCACACUGGCAGAUUGGAAAGAAGGGAGUGGAAGGGAACAGUGGCCAUAUUAACAGUUCUACAAUACUUAAAGGUAGUUUGUAUUUGCAGUCCCAUCACACUUGCUGAGAUUUAUAGUUAGCAUUAUUUUAUUCUUCCAAACUUGCUUAAAUGAUAACUUUGCUACACACCUAUGACAUUGUCCACUGUAAGUUAAAGGAAACAUUUUCUGUGCUGAGGUAAGAAUCUGAGACAAAUUUCUGAGAAGAAACUCUUAACUCUAAACUGAGAUUAUAAAUCAUACAUUUUCAAGACACAAAUUGCCUGAGUGUUAAGGGAAAAAAACACAAAUUUGAAAAGCAGAGAAUUUCAUUGGGGUUGUUUUCUUGGACGACAACUUAAAGCAGUGUUUUUCAACCUUGGGGUCGGGACCCAAUGUGGGGU